UGAGUAAUAUCUGUUUUGCAGUGUUUUUUAAAUAUUAUAUUGUUUGUGAACCUGAUCAAGUCCGAACAGAAAUUUGCAGAGUUGACGGUGAUGCAGCUGAAUGCAGGUGGAAGUGUUAGACCCAAGAAGAAGGUGUACCGCCAGCUAAAGGAAAGGUUAGAGCAGCAAAAGAGACUACUUGUGACAGGUGUCACAACCCCCCUGAUCUAUGGAGACAAUGUCUCACAUCUUGUCGGACUAUAAAUUGGAUGAUAUGUUUCAUAUAUUGUUUGACUUUGGAAGCUGUGUGAAAUAAAAUAUGAAUGUAAAAUGUUGCAAAUAUCUGUGUGAAAUAAAAUAUGAAUGUAAAAUGUUGCAAAUAUCUGUGUGAAAUAAAAGAUGAAUGUAAAACUUUUUUUUUGGUGUGUGUUUUAGUUAAUAUAACAUAUUUAUUGACUGUUGAAUGUGCUGCAAUUAAUACUUGAACCUGACAUUCUUAGGCUAGAUAUAGUUCAUGGUUGUACACCCCGGAUAGAAUUACACGGGGAAUAAAUUGGACCUGCAGGCUCAGUCAGGUGUAACCACUUAUCCCUUCUGUAAACAUCAAGCUGCUGGCAAAGUGAGGGUAAACCGUGGUGGCUACGUGUCACACUUUUAAUCCCCCUCGCAAAUGGGUGCCUUCAUUAGCAUACACAAUGAGUUUACUUCUUUUAUGCUUCUUUGUUUAAAUUAAUUCGAGUCUCCUUCCAAUAUCAAUUCAUUAGGUUAACUUUGUGAGCAAUGUUAAAUCCGAGGAACAACACAUGAAAGGAAAGCUUAUGUCAAUUCAUUCUUAGCCGUAGAUAUUAAUUAAACAAUAAACAUACAGUUUGACCAAUCAGAGCAAACUGUGCGUUCUACCUCGUCAACAUUUUGGGUAAUAUAAGAGCAGGACAGAGCUGUCGAAUCACUCUGCUCCUGUAAUAAACUUUGGAAGGCACAAGUUACUCAACGUUGCUUCUACUUUAAGUUGAAGAAGUGUCGUAAAGGCGUCCGAUGAUCUGGAGCAACAAUUUCCCUCCCGAUAUGUUUCCAACACUGAGUGUCCUUUGCGCUCUUUUGAUACUGUGCUUCCCGUGUACAGAUUCAAAGAAUGACCGAAACCCUUGUCCCGCCACACCUAACUGCCAACAGAAUGGUGUUGUUGUUUGUGAGGGAUGUGGACUCCCAACAUCUUUGGCGUGUCUUUAUGGCAGUAAUGGAUGCGACCUCCAUAGUGGCCAGAGAACUGAUUGUUUGAAUGGGGGCACAAAACAGACCUGUGCGUGCAAACCAGGCUAUAUGGGAGACAUCUGUCAACAUGACAUCCGCACAUGUCAUGACAUCUACAAUGUUGCACCGGGCACAGCUAGCGGCGAGUAUACUCUCAGGACUAACAAUGGCAGUACCAUCAGAGUUUGGUGCCGCUUCAGCAGCAGUGACAUUAUCACCUACUUUUCCAAAUCCGCUGCAGCCACAUUGACAACAGAGGAUUUAAGUCUCCACUUAAACACUAAGUCCAAAGUCAGCUUUGUUGCAAAGUGGAGCAACACGACACAAUCCGAAUCCACAAUCUCUCAGCUUGAUAGGUUUUUAUUCCUACCUCUUGGCAUCAUGGUCAAUGAAUAUACACUCUACACAAGCCCACACAACCCGAAUCUAGGUCCCUAUCUAUACCUGGGUUUUCAUCCCAAAGUCCUCCUUUCGAAAGGUUUCGUGCAUGGAUACAACGCAAAUGGAGUUGACCAGUCAUUCAGUAAUUGUGACGGAAACCCCAAUGCCUAUUUCACCUUCUAUACGAAUCCCAAUCAGCGUUCGCCUUCAAGGACAGGAUGGGUGAACCCUCAUCAUCCUUUGACGGAUCAGUGGAAUUCGGGUGCCAAAAUGUUAAGUACAACUGACCAUCUCAACGACGACUACUUCUACGACACGGAACUACACUUCGGGGGAUGUGGUACUUACGCCAUCUCUCCUAGUAAUCCAAGUCUCGGCGGUAUAGGUCUCGGGGUCGUAUAUGUUCACGGCUAAACACAAAGGCCCUACCCUUGGACUUUGGAAUUUAACGUUGUUGUCAAAUGCCUGCAACAACAGCAAGAAGGAGCGCCAUAGACCACGUGAUGAUUAUGCCUGUACACCUAUAACGUUAAUAAAUAGUAUGAAUUCAAA
This is a messenger RNA of Haliotis rufescens (red abalone), 2163 nucleotides long. RefSeq lists its product as uncharacterized. The record is from RefSeq and is a predicted model, not a curated record. The transcript has 5 exons. NCBI's taxonomy places the organism in Eukaryota, Metazoa, Mollusca, Gastropoda, Lepetellida, Haliotidae. Bases 1015 to 2025 code for a protein of 336 amino acids.